AUGGGAAACGUCUUGCUGGAACGAAAAUACUCGAAGGCAACGACACUGUGCAUGAUGCAAAUGGCGCAGCAAUGUUUGUUGUGGAUAUACACGACACACCUUCCCUUGAGCCCUUUCCGUUUGAUGCAGAUGGAGAAGAUUUUGAGCAUUCCUUAUAAAGGAAAGGGACACAGUGCCUUCGCCACCAAGGAAGAGGCUGACGAAGAGGUGCUUGAAGUUCUGAACAUUUACUCUCGCGUCUACGAAGAUCUUCUUUCUGUUCCUGUGAUAAAAGGUCGAAAGUGCGACAAGGAGAAGUUUGCUGGUGCGGAUUACACCACAAGCGUCGAGGCUUUUAUACCAACAACUGGUCGUGGUGUACAAGCUGCGACCUCACAUUGUUUAGGACAGAACUUUGCGAAGAUGUUUGAAAUCGCCUUUGAAGAUAAGGAAGUAAAAAGAGACAAGAAAGGCAAAAUAAUAAAGCCAAUGGUGUGGCAGAACUCGUGGGGUUUAAGUACAAGAUCGAUAGGAGUGAUGGCUAUGACACAUGGAGAUGAAAAAGGGUUGGUGUUACCUCCAAAAGUGGCACGUUAUCAAGUAGUUGUGGUCCCUGUCCCUUUCAAAGGUGUUGAUACCAAAAGGAUCUCUCAAGAGUGUCAAGCUGUUAAAACCGCCUUGCAAGGUGCUGGAGUCCGUGCUUUAGUAGAUGAGCGAGCCAACUAUGCUUGUGGCUGGAAGUAUGCAGACUGGGAGAUGAAAGGUGUUCCUUUGAGAAUCGAACUCGGUCCUAGAGAUUUGGAAAAGAAUCAGGUGAGAGUGGUGAGGCGCGACACUGGAGCGAAGAUGGAUGUGUUGAGAGUGGACUUGGUUGAGAAAGUCAAGGACUUGUUGGAAGUAAUACAGAGAGACAUCUAUGAUGUGGCUAAGAGAAAGCUUGAAGAAUGCAUUCAAAAAGUUGAAACUUGGGAUGAGUUCAAGGAAGCUCUGAGACUGAAGAAGCUGGUUUUAGCUCCAUGGUGUGAUGAAAUUGAAGUGGAGAAUGAUGUGAAAGAGAAUACUAAGGGUGAAAACGAAGCAGGAGCUAAGACUCUAUGUACUCCCUUUGAUCAGCCUGAACUAAGAGAAAACACUCUGUGCUUUGCAUCAGGAAAACCAGCCAAGAAGUGGACCUAUUGGGGAAGAAGUUACUAAGCUAUGUUUAGGAUUCA
Brassica oleracea var. oleracea is the source of this 1190-nucleotide messenger RNA. Its product is annotated as proline--tRNA ligase, cytoplasmic-like. Gene Ontology annotation, cellular component: cytoplasm; aminoacyl-tRNA synthetase multienzyme complex. The record is from RefSeq and is a predicted model, not a curated record. The transcript has 2 exons. Lineage: Eukaryota; Viridiplantae; Streptophyta; Magnoliopsida; Brassicales; Brassicaceae. Gene Ontology annotation, biological process: prolyl-tRNA aminoacylation. Gene Ontology annotation, molecular function: ATP binding; proline-tRNA ligase activity. The coding region runs from base 1 to 1173 and encodes 390 amino acids.